CAGUUUAGUUUCCUGUAACAUGCUAUACGUGUGUUAAGCUGAGAUCAUCUGAAGAAAGUUGAUCGCCCACAAACUGUUCAGUCUAAAUCAUGGUACUACUGGAAAACGACUCGUUUUUGACAGAACUUACACGGUUGUUUCAGAGGUGUAGAACCAGUGGAAGUAUUUACAUCACACUAAAGAAAUAUGAUGGUAGAACAAAACCUGUUCCCCGAAAAGGAAGCACAGAGACCUUUGAUCCCGUGGACAACAAGUGCCUCCUCAGAGCAACAGAUGGAAAAAAGAAGAUUAGCACGGUUGUUAGCUCCAAAGAAGUAAUAAAAUUCCAGAUGGCUUACUCAAACCUGUUAAGAGCUCACAUGGACGGAUUGAAGAAGAAAGACAAAAAAAGCAAAACCAAGAAGACAAAGGCGACCCAGUGAUGAGGCUGACUAUUCUCUUCCUCAUUUCUGAACAGUUCAUCAACACUGACCGCCCCUCUCAACCCCCUGGACAAUCCGCCUGAAAUAUGAGAAGGGUCCAUAGCAACAAUAGCUCCAAACACCUUGCUGGAGAUAUGCUGGUGUUUUGACAAGGCUUAAAUCUUGGAGUUGCUUGUUAAACCAUCUGCACGGUUUUACAUUUUUGUUUAAUAUUAGUAAUCCAUUUUUAAUGAAUGAAUCAUAUUUUCAGUGUUUAGAGGUGCUUGGGAUCGCAUUUUUUUCUUUUUUUUUUUUUUUUUGGUUUAGAAAACUUUUUUGCAAACUUGAAAGGAGGGAAACUGCUCAAGACUAGUGUUGCUAUUGAUUCUGAAUUUGUCAGAGCAAAAUCUACAUCAGAAUACAUUUUGGAAGUAAAGCUGUGUUAUUGUAUGUUACAGUAGACCUCAAAUAUGUACACGAGAAACCAAGGGAAAAAAAAGGCUGAAUAUUAAGCUGCACACAAAUCUUAUUUAUUUCUUAUUCAUACACAGCACCUUGUCCAUCCUGUAAUACUCCUCUUAAUUAAUACUUACAAUACCAUGGCUCUUACAAAUAUAUCUUUAAAACUGGAGAUUACUGUAAUGUCUCAGAUACAGGAGGAUUUACAAAAUGAGUUGGUUCCUUUGUAAUUCUGCUGUCGGAAAAGCGGAGGAAUGACAUUUGGAGGGUGACUGCAUCAAAUGACUGUUUGGAAGGGUUAAAUAACAUUUGCUGUAACAUUAAGAAUGGUAUAGUGCAACGUUUCCCUAUGGAGAAAGUUAUUGAACAGCAUGCUUCAAUUUGGUUAAUUGUGGAUUUCCUUUGCAUCUUUACAAACUGUACAACAGUCUUUAUUAACAACAUACUAAGAAUUAGGACCCGGCAUGUCGUAGCUGCUUUAAGGGGAAGGCUUUUCGUUUCAUUAGAUUCUUUAUAAAGAUAAAAGAACAAAAACUUUUCAGUUGUCUUAAAAAUGCAUAGGUGGCACCUAGCUGGUUAUAAAGGUGUUACAAAAAUGCCAUUCUCAACAUUAUCUUUUUUCACUUGUUUUGGAUUCUCAAAAUAAACCUUUUAGUUGACAAUUAA
This is a messenger RNA of Polyodon spathula (Mississippi paddlefish), 1526 nucleotides long. It is a transcript of the gene srp14, whose product is annotated as signal recognition particle 14. Gene Ontology annotation, molecular function: endoplasmic reticulum signal sequence receptor activity; 7S RNA binding. NCBI's taxonomy places the organism in Eukaryota, Metazoa, Chordata, Actinopteri, Acipenseriformes, Polyodontidae. Bases 90 to 422 code for a protein of 110 amino acids. The transcript is spliced from 5 exons. The record is from RefSeq and is a predicted model, not a curated record. Gene Ontology annotation, cellular component: signal recognition particle, endoplasmic reticulum targeting. Gene Ontology annotation, biological process: SRP-dependent cotranslational protein targeting to membrane.